AUGUCAAACGGUGAAGAAACUUCAAAUUCUCGGCACGCAUGCGCAGCUUGCAAGUAUCAAAGGAGAAAGUGCGAGACCAACUGUUUAUUCGCUCCCUACUUCCCUGCAGACAAAGCAAAUAAUUUCCGAGAAGUUCACAAGAUUUUUGGGGUAAAAAACUUGACGGCGAUCUUGUCGAAUCGUAGUCCAGAUGAGAGGGGAAGAGCUGUGGAGUCCCUUGAAUGGGAAGCCUUUGCAUGGAAGAGUGAUCCAGUUGAAGGGCCUUUAGGGUUGUUCAAGCAUCUCAAGAGAGAGCUUGAACAGUUGAAAAAUCAACAGCAACAACACGAGAAUGGGACUAUUGUGCCCUACUCUAAUUACCAGACUGACCAUGGUUUGUUUGCAUUGAACCACAAUGCUGCGCUUGGUAAUUUUGCACAUAAUUCCAACAUCAAUGCUGCAAAAUCUGGUUAUGGUAUUAACCCAAAUAUAGGGAUGGAGCAAUCCUUCAAUAGCUACGCUGUAUUGCCGCAAAUUAGAGGAGGUGAAAUCGAAAAUCAUCAAGUAAUGGUAAAUAAUGGUAUUCCGAUUGAUUCUUACUAUGGAAUCCCGCAAGCGCACGGAUUAGCAUUGCGAAAAAGAGGUGGUGCUGAUAAUGUUGUUCAACCGUCUACUACUUCACACAAACGACAGAUGUCGCAGAAUAACCAAAUGUUGGGUAGUUUUUCAAUGGGGCCACCCACUAAUUCUUUUGGUCGGCACAAUCAUCUUCAAACAGGACUCCAACGAAGAUCUCCUGGAUAUCUCCCAAGACCUGCUUCUCAAUCUCAAGGGAGAGGUUUGCAUUAA
This is a messenger RNA of Hibiscus syriacus, 828 nucleotides long. RefSeq names its product LOB domain-containing protein 2-like. The transcript has a single exon. The record is from RefSeq and is a predicted model, not a curated record. NCBI's taxonomy places the organism in Eukaryota, Viridiplantae, Streptophyta, Magnoliopsida, Malvales, Malvaceae. Bases 1 to 828 code for a protein of 275 amino acids.